This is a messenger RNA of Spodoptera litura, 1321 nucleotides long. It is a transcript of the gene MED31, whose product is annotated as mediator complex subunit 31. NCBI's taxonomy places the organism in Eukaryota, Metazoa, Arthropoda, Insecta, Lepidoptera, Noctuidae. Gene Ontology annotation, biological process: regulation of DNA-templated transcription. Gene Ontology annotation, molecular function: transcription coregulator activity. The record is from RefSeq and is a predicted model, not a curated record. Gene Ontology annotation, cellular component: mediator complex.
UAUUCGAGUUUGUUUGUCGUUGACCAAAGACUACUUUAAUAUUGACGUUGACGUUUGUUUGUUGAAGAACUGGAGAAGUGAAGAUGGUUUUUCGCUCAAUUUGCGUGUUCAUAGCUGUAAAUUAAUCAUAAACGAUCAUCUGAUAGACAGCAUCUAGUAAAAUAAUUGAAUUUUCAUGGGUGCACACUUAAUACACAAAAACUUUCAAGAUGAUGGCUGGAAAAGCAAUGCCAGAAACAGAAGAACAAAACAGAAUAAGGUUUCAAGUUGAACUAGAGUUUGUACAAUGUUUAGCCAACCCUAACUACAUACACUUCCUGGCACAGCGUGGUUAUUUGAAAGAAGCUACAUUCAUUAACUACCUCCGCUACUUGCAAUACUGGCGGGAGCCAGAAUAUGCUCGCUAUCUCAAGUACCCAAUGUGCCUCCACUUCUUAGAGCUGCUGCAACACGAAGCAUUUAGAAGAGAAUGUGUUUCAGCACAGGUUUGCAAAUUUAUGGAUGAUCAAGCAAUUUUGUUGUGGCAACACUACACACGGCGGCGUACGCGCACGCUACAGCCGCCGGAUGCGCCGGCGCCACCCGCUCCCCCCGCAGCACCACAGCAGGGACCACCCCGACAACAGACAUAGACAUAUCACAGAUUAUAUAGAAAGCAAUGAUGAAGCUUCUUCAUUGUAAGGAGCAUGGCCUGUUGUAAAAGUCCUUUAACCUCUUGUCAGUUGAUAUAUGAGACAAUAGAAAACACAUUGUGUCUCGCAUAGAUCUGCGUUCCGGCAGUCAAGAGGUUAAUAAAUACAAAUUAAAUUGCUUCCACACAAUUAGUGUAUCCUCAAUAAUGUAUCCUCUAAGUGUGGAUUACAUUUACAUAGUACAUUAUAUACAAAUCUACUGAAAAUGAUGGCAUUCAUUCAUAGAGAAGUCAACUGCCAGCUGCCAGAUCCUUUUGGAUGGUCCUUACAAUGUACAGUAUUGAUUCUAUGUGGUAGUAGUGUUUUAUUUGUUUUAUUAUACAUGUAUAUUAUUAUACACAAUAGUUCUGGUUUUGUUGUAAUGGUAAACAAACUGUUAAAAAUCAACCAUAACUGGAUCAAGUGAAUGUUACAUUGUAUAAGUGCAUUUUUGCUUACCCUUCAUAUAAUUAUGUUGAAAAGUGGGAUGUUAUAAUGAUCACCAUCUGAUUUGUGAAUUAGCAGUUGGCACCAUGACAUCACUAUUUAGAAGAAACAAAUUUAUGGGGAAUGUCGUUGAAAAUUUGAACAGACUGAGUUAUUGUAUAACUUUUAGAUAAGUAUAAUAAAAGUUUUUUAGUUAAAGCUAA